AUGUCCGGCGCAGGGGAAGCCCUGGCUCCCGGGCCCCAGCGCGGGGCUGAGGCUGGCGGUGGCCGGCUGGGCGCCCCAGCCCAGGAAAAAUGCGAUAAAGAAAAUACUGAGAGAGAGAUAACUCAAGCUACUGAAAGCUGCUUCACACACGGAGAGAUGCAAGACCAGUCCAUUUGGGGAAAUUGUUCGGAUGAUGAACUCAUCAGAACCCAACCUCAGCGCUUGCCUCAGCUUCAAACUGCGGCACAGGAAAGUGAGGAGGAAAUCGGCAAGAUAAAGAAGGGCCACCCGAGUCUGAGCAAUGGCAAUGGAAUCCACCACGGGGCCAAACAUGUAUCUGCAGAGAAUCGAAGCCUUUCAGCACCCGUUUCUCAAAAAAUGCAUAGAAAAAUUCACUCCAGCUUGUCUGUAAACAGUGACAUCAGUAAGAAGAGUAAAGUAAAUGCUGUCUUUUCCCAAAAGACGGGCUCUUCACCUGAAGACUGCUGUGUCCACUGUAUCCUGGCCUGCCUGUUCUGUGAAUUCCUGACCCUCUGCAAUAUUGUCCUGGGACAAGCUUCAUGUGGCAUCUGCACCUCAGAAGCCUGCUGCUGUUGCUGUGGAGAUGAAAUGGGAGAUGACUGUAACUGCCCUUGUGACAUGGAUUGUGGCAUCAUGGAUGCCUGUUGUGAAUCAUCAGACUGCCUGGAAAUCUGUAUGGAGUGCUGUGGAAUUUGUUUUCCUUCAUAA
Messenger RNA from Rangifer tarandus platyrhynchus (Svalbard reindeer), 729 nucleotides. The record is from the annotation of a GenBank genome assembly. Lineage: Eukaryota; Metazoa; Chordata; Mammalia; Artiodactyla; Cervidae.